Trichosurus vulpecula (common brushtail) is the source of this 2503-nucleotide messenger RNA. It is a transcript of the gene ABCE1, whose product is annotated as ATP binding cassette subfamily E member 1. Gene Ontology annotation, molecular function: ATP binding; ATP hydrolysis activity; ribosomal small subunit binding. Lineage: Eukaryota; Metazoa; Chordata; Mammalia; Diprotodontia; Phalangeridae. The record is from RefSeq and is a predicted model, not a curated record. The transcript has 18 exons. Gene Ontology annotation, biological process: translational termination; translational initiation; ribosomal subunit export from nucleus. The coding region runs from base 237 to 2036 and encodes 599 amino acids.
GCGCACUCCAGUCUCUACGGUGAGCGCGAGGCGGCGGCGGCUGGGCACCGCCAUUUUGGCCGGUGGCCGCAGGAACACGUUGUGCGGCCCAGAGCCUGAGGCCGGGCCCUAGGUCGUCGCUGCCGCCGCCCUCCCCGCUCCCGGGGCGGUCCUUUAACUCCAGAAGACCUGGGUUCCUGCUUCCCUUGCUUACAGAGUCAUCUUUCUUGCUGUAUUGUAAGCCUGCAUUGACAAAUAUGGCAGACAAACUAACGAGAAUUGCUAUUGUCAAUCAUGACAAAUGUAAGCCAAAGAAAUGCCGACAGGAGUGCAAAAAGAGUUGUCCAGUAGUGCGAAUGGGAAAACUAUGCAUAGAGGUCACACCACAGAGCAAAAUAGCAUGGAUUUCUGAAACACUUUGCAUUGGUUGUGGUAUUUGUAUUAAGAAAUGCCCUUUUGGCGCUUUGUCAAUUGUCAAUUUACCUAGCAACCUUGAAAAGGAAACAACACAUCGAUAUUGUGCCAAUGCCUUCAAACUUCACAGGUUGCCUAUCCCUCGUCCAGGUGAAGUUUUGGGAUUAGUUGGAACUAAUGGUAUUGGAAAAUCAACUGCCUUGAAAAUUUUAGCAGGGAAGCAAAAACCAAACCUUGGAAAAUAUGAUGAUCCACCAGAUUGGCAAGAAAUCUUGACUUAUUUUCGAGGAUCUGAGUUGCAAAACUAUUUUACCAAGAUUCUAGAAGAUGACCUAAAAGCAAUCAUCAAGCCUCAGUAUGUGGACCAGAUUCCCAAAGCUGCAAAGGGCACUGUGGGUUCUAUUUUGGACCGAAAGGAUGAAACAAAGACACAAGCUAUUGUGUGUCAGCAGCUUGACUUAACCCAUCUCAAAGAACGAAAUGUUGAGGAUCUCUCAGGAGGAGAGUUGCAAAGAUUUGCUUGCGCUGUUGUUUGCAUACAGAAAGCAGAUAUUUUCAUGUUUGAUGAACCUUCCAGCUACCUAGAUGUUAAGCAGCGGCUAAAGGCUGCCAUUACUAUACGAUCGCUUAUAAAUCCUGAUAGAUAUAUCAUUGUUGUGGAGCAUGAUCUGAGUGUUUUAGAUUAUCUCUCUGACUUCAUCUGCUGUUUGUAUGGAGUGCCAAGUGCUUAUGGUGUUGUCACUAUGCCUUUUAGCGUAAGAGAAGGUAUAAAUAUUUUCUUAGAUGGUUAUGUUCCUACGGAAAACUUAAGAUUCAGAGAUGCCUCACUGGUUUUUAAAGUGGCUGAAACAGCAAAUGAGGAAGAAGUGAAAAAGAUGUGUAUGUAUAAAUAUCCAGGAAUGAAGAAAAAGAUGGGUGAAUUUGAGCUCGCAAUCAUUGCUGGAGAAUUCACAGACUCUGAAAUCAUGGUGAUGCUAGGAGAAAAUGGUACUGGUAAAACUACAUUCAUCAGAAUGCUUGCUGGCCGACUUAAACCUGAUGAAGGAGGGGAGGUACCAGUUCUAAAUGUCAGCUAUAAGCCACAGAAGAUCAGUCCCAAAUCAACAGGAAGUGUACGCCAAUUACUACAUGAGAAGAUACGAGAUGCUUACACUCACCCACAAUUUGUCACUGAUGUAAUGAAGCCUCUGCAGAUCGAAAACAUCAUAGAUCAAGAGGUGCAGACAUUAUCUGGUGGUGAGUUACAACGAGUUGCUUUGGCUCUUUGUCUGGGCAAACCUGCUGAUGUCUAUUUAAUUGAUGAACCAUCUGCAUACUUGGAUUCUGAGCAGCGUCUAAUGGCAGCCAGAGUUGUCAAACGUUUCAUUCUCCAUGCUAAAAAGACAGCCUUUGUGGUAGAGCACGACUUUAUCAUGGCCACCUAUCUAGCAGAUCGGGUCAUCGUUUUUGAUGGCAUUCCAUCUAAGAACACACUUGCAAACAGUCCUCAAACCCUUUUGGCUGGUAUGAAUAAAUUUUUGUCUCAGCUUGAAAUUACUUUCAGAAGAGAUCCAAACAACUACAGGCCAAGAAUAAAUAAACUUAAUUCAAUCAAGGAUGUUGAACAAAAAAAGAGUGGAAACUACUUUUUCCUGGAUGAUUAAGCUAACUAAGAAUAUUGAUAAUACAUUUCUACAACUAAAUAUAAUCGGAAUUUUUGGUGUAUAAAACUUUAAUCAGGUUUUAGAAUGCCCCACAUAAUCUGGAGUUUGAAAUAUGAUUUACUUUAUCUAACUAGUAGCCUUGUAUGUAUUAUGCUCUAAACAUCAGACACUACCACUUUUAUGUACUCAUUGACAAAGCCAUUCUUUGUGUAAAGUUCUAAGAUGAAGACAUUUCAAGUAGAAUUACCUCCAGAUUUUCAAAACUUAUGGGGAGAUUUUCACUAUAAGUGUAAUUUAUUCAUGUACCAAAUGCUGACCAGUGUUUCCAAUUUUAAAAAUCUUUAAGAACUGUUUUCUGUACCCUCGUACCUUCUGUACCCUCAAGAUAUAGAAGCUGCUCUUAUUUUAAAAAGCCAGUCAAAGACUCUUAAGGUGAGGAUUUGAUAAAUAAACAUCCAUCAGAAGUA